AAGGGCCCCGCGGUGCUUGACUACCGCCCCCGACGCUUCCGACUGUGCCAAACUCGUGAAGGCGCUCUCCGCCGGGGACUGGGAAGAUGCUGGUUGCGGAGGCCGCCGAGCGGAACAAGGAGCCCAUCCUGCAGGUGUUGCGGCAGUACUUGGACUCGGCCCAGCGCGGGGUCCGCGUGCUGGAAGUGGCCUCGGGCUCGGGCCAGCACACAGCCCACUUCGCGCGAGCCUUUCCCCAUGCGGAGUGGCAGCCGUCCGACGUGGACCAGCGCUGCCUGGACAGCUUCCUCCAAGCAGGAUUGCAGGGGCUCAGAAAAGGCUGCACAGGCCACCCCCACCACGGGCUGUCCUCCCGCAGCAUCUUGGCCACCACUCAGGCCCACGGGCUGCCCAACGUGAAGGCCCCGAUGUAUCUGGACGUGACCUGGGAUUGGAAGCAGUGGGGCGGGAUCUUGCCGCAGUCGCUGGACCUGCUGCUCUGCAUCAACAUGAGCCACAUCAGCCCCCUGAGUUGCACCGAGGGCCUGUUCAGAGCAGCAGGACACCUGCUCAAACCCAAGGCUGUGCUCAUCACCUAUGGGGCCUAUGCCGUCAAUGGGAAGAUUUCUCCCCAAAGUAACGUGGAUUUUGACCUGACUCUCAGAUGCAGGAACCCCGAAUGGGGGCUGCGGGACACCUCCCUUCUCAAGGACCUGGGCCAGGCCAGUGGCCUGCUCCUGGAGAGGAUGGUGGACAUGCCAGCCAACAACAAGUGCCUAAUUUUCCGGAAACAGUAACUCCCUCUUCUGCGAUGCCUGUGUCCCUGGACAAAGCCCCUGCCGUCCUGGGCCAGACUGCGGGGCGUGGCCCUGCCCAGACUGGGGAUUUGUGACCAGUGGCCACAGGGCUGCUGAGAACCUGAGAAUAAAGUGUUUCCUGCUGCCCCA
Bubalus bubalis (water buffalo) is the source of this 926-nucleotide messenger RNA. It is a transcript of the gene METTL26, whose product is annotated as methyltransferase like 26. The coding region runs from base 87 to 776 and encodes 229 amino acids. Lineage: Eukaryota; Metazoa; Chordata; Mammalia; Artiodactyla; Bovidae. The transcript has 6 exons. The record is from RefSeq and is a predicted model, not a curated record.